Brassica oleracea var. oleracea is the source of this 351-nucleotide messenger RNA. RefSeq names its product psoriasis susceptibility 1 candidate gene 2 protein homolog. Bases 1 to 351 code for a protein of 116 amino acids. The record is from RefSeq and is a predicted model, not a curated record. Lineage: Eukaryota; Viridiplantae; Streptophyta; Magnoliopsida; Brassicales; Brassicaceae. The transcript has a single exon.
AUGAAGCUCGGAAGCAUCAUUGCAGUUCUGCUAAUGCUGGUACUCGUCUCCGGUGAGAUUUCGACUAAAUCUUCACAGGCUCCGGCACCAGAACUACCCCUCGAAGCUGCAGAUUCGCCUCCAGUCCCCGCGCCUAUGCCGGAAGUUGGAUCUCCACUAGCAGAGUAUCCUAAUGAAUACUCUUCUCCUCCGGAAGUUGGAUCAUCUCCUUUAGCGAAGUAUCCGAACAAAUACUAUUAUCCUCCAUCAGAUUCAACUCCAUCUCCGGAAACUAGCGAUUCAAACUACAGGGACAUUACUGGAGUUGAAAAGAAAAAAACACUGGGACGCAAAGGAAAUUGGGCUUAUUAG